Molecule: messenger RNA, 5529 nt
Organism: Drosophila hydei
Lineage: Eukaryota; Metazoa; Arthropoda; Insecta; Diptera; Drosophilidae
Gene: pigs
Product: GAS2-like protein pickled eggs
Exons: 11
Coding region: 833-3778 (981 amino acids)
Biological process (GO): actin crosslink formation; regulation of microtubule polymerization or depolymerization; microtubule bundle formation
Cellular component (GO): stress fiber; microtubule plus-end; cytoplasm
Molecular function (GO): cytoskeletal adaptor activity; microtubule binding; actin filament binding
Source: RefSeq, a predicted model, not a curated record
GCGUACAUUGUUGGAUGUGCGUGUCCACUGUUCGCAAGUUGCCGAUCGACUUUUGUUAGUUUUUUCGUUUUUUUUUUGUUGAUUAUUUUUUUGUUGUUGAUGAUAUUAUUGUUGUUUAUGUGAACGAUAAUUAAUAAAUUGAAACAGUAAAAACAAUUGGAGUGCGAGGCGAACGAAUUACAAAUUCUUCGUGCUUUAUGCAAAUUGAAAUUAAUCAACUGAAAAGUUGCGAAUUCUUAACAAACCAAAGCAAACAGGAGAAAAACAAUAAAACCACAAAUAAAAUUGGCAUAAAUAAAUAUUAAAUGAAGUUUUAAUUUAAAUUUGUGUUUUGACAAUCAAUAAGUUACGAGUCAGCAGCGAUCGUCAAAGGUUCCAUUAAAAGAAUUGAAACAAAAGUAAACGUCUUGUGGACACGCAACAUCAGUUUGGUGUGUUUGAAGAGGAGACAACGACAUGUGCAGCAAGUGCAACAGCCGCGGCGACCAGAAACAAUAACUUUAAAGGAAAUAACGAGUAAAAGCUUUAAUAGAGAGACAAGCAGUGGGAGUAAGAGCGAAAAAGAGAGAGGGAGAGAGAGAGUGAGAGAUCUAGUAACGAUUCUCUCUUAUCUAAACGAACGAGACAAUGCACGACUCGCCGGUGUUGGACCAACGCUAAGUGAAGAGCGUGUGAAAUCCAUGCACGGCAAUUGGUUAUAAAUUGAAACCUUUUUCCCCCACAUCCUCAGACAGUGUUGAGUAACGCGUAACAGGGAAACGAAUAGAAGAACGAAUAGAACGAGUUGACAAGCGAGUGACUCAAUUAAACUAUCAACCAAACCUAGGGCGCCAUGGCAAUGCUCGAGGCGCGGCCUUUCAGGCCAUUCAAGUCCAGUGAAGAGUAUCUGGAGGCGAUGAAAGAGGAUCUCGCUGAAUGGCUGAGCACUCUCUACCCGGAGCUUGACAUCAAGGCAGAGAACUUUAUGGAUCGUCUGGAUACGGGCGUGGCGCUUUGCAAGCACGCAAAUUAUGUGCGACAAGCAGCCGAGGACUAUUUGGCACGACGACAGGCGCGCAACAAAUCAAUGACACGCUCCAUGACUUCCGGCUUGGCCGGACCGAUCCUUGCCCUGGGCAACGUGUAUUAUCUGCCCGCAGCCAAGAGCGGCACAUUCUUUGCCCGCGACAAUGUCUCCAACUUUAUAACCUGGUGCAGAAAAAGCCUUAAAAUCAUCGAGUGCCUAUUGUUCGAAACGGACGAUCUGAUCAUGCGCAAGAACGAGAAGCAUGUGAUUCUCUGUCUGCUGGAGGUGGCCAGACGUGGCGCCAAGUUUGGCAUGCUAGCGCCGAUGCUGGUGCAAAUGGAGCGGCAAAUCGAUCGGGAAAUCGCGGCCGAUAACAAAGCCAACGGCGUCGGCUGUGGCACACAGACAAACAACGGCUGCUCAGAGAGCGGCACUCAAACGGAGGCGCCACCCAUCGGCGACGAGUGUGUGGCCAACGAAGCGGAUCUGUAUGACAGCGACACAGAGAACGAGGAUGAGAACGAUAAGGACCCGAUGCUGAUGUACGGGCCCCAGCCACAGAUCAUAACCAACGAUCUGAAGAGCCUCGACGAGAUGGUCAGAGAUUUGGUGGAGAAGUGCACAUGCCCCUCACAAUUUCCCAUGGUGCGCGUAUCCGAGGGCAAAUAUCGCAUCGGCGACACCAAAGUCCUCAUCUUUGUGCGGAUCUUGCGCUCGCAUGUGAUGGUGCGCGUGGGCGGAGGCUGGGACACGCUCGCCCAUUAUCUGGACAAGCACGAUCCCUGCCGCUGUCGUGCCCAGCAUCGCAGCUCGUUGCAGGCCCGUCUGAUGAUCCGCAAUACGAGCAAUUCCGGCAAUGGCAUUGAGCUGCACAAGGCGCAUGUGAUAUACGAACGCUCACCACCAGCAGCUCGACGCGUGUUAUCAAACUUUGCAAAUGGUUCCGGUUCCGGUUCCGGUUCGGGUGCCGUUUCACCAGCCGCUGGCGCCGGCGGCACCUCACCCAAUGCCAGUGCAACAUCCAAUGGCGCAGCCGCCGUGAAACAUCGCAGUCGCAGCCCGACGCCACAGCGCAAAUUCUUGAACCAGACAAAUGGAUUGGCCCAGGCCGUGGAACAGCUGCCGCCGGGCUCGCCCGGCCUGAUCAGACGCUCCAUGUCGCCCAGUCAGCGGCGAGUCAACGAUAUGCGCAAGAAGCAGAGCUCACAAGACGCCUACAGCAGCGGACCGAAGUCGCUGCCCGCCUGCUCGGGCGCAGAUGCCUCCUCGUCGGCGCACUACGUGGAGGAGUCCUCGUCAUCGUCGUCGUCGUCGUCGGCGGCCACAGCAGCAACAGUUGCUGCCAUUGCUCAGCCCGAGCAGAGCAACAAAUUCGAGAACAUCAGCGACAAUGGCAGCGAGAUUAGCGACGAGGGCUACCGCAGCCUGGGCGUCAUCCAGUCCAAUGCACAGAAGCGCGAGUCCCUGCACAGUCAGGCCUCCAUCGAGGACGCUGAAACGAAUGCGCGUCUCGAUCAAACGUCAAGCGACUCGCAAAGCUCGCCCACAGAUGAGCACGACCAGGAGCAGGAACAGGAGCAGGAGCAGGAGCCAGAGCCAGUGCCUGAGGUGGCACUCAAGUCAAAUUGUGCGCUGGAACAGGAACAGAUACAGGAGUCAGAGCCGGCGCCAGAGCCAGAGCCAGAGCCGGACUAUUCUCUCUGCGAACUGGAUGGACCCCAAUCGUUGCCCGCUGUGCUGCCAAGACAAGGCCCCAAGGCCGCCUACGUUAGCAAGUUCGAGCAGUCUGGCGUCUUUAUUACAGAUGAUGAGAUUACAGUAACUACAGCGGCAGAUGCGGAUGCAGAUGCGGAUGCGGAUGCGGAUGCGGAUGCAGCUGCAGGCACCAACUGCAAGGCGCUGCGGACACCUCCUCUCAGCAAGAUACCACGCUCGCCCAUGGCCACGCGUCGUCGUCGCAGCAGCAUUGAUAACAGCACCUGCGGCAGCAAAGCCGGCGGCAGUCUCCAGGAUUUGCACAGCAUCAAUCGGAAGCAGCCCGUUUAUCGUUCGGUGCGUCGGCCGCCGGCAACGCCCAAGCCGAAGACGUCGCAGCUGCCGCUGGUGCGCGAUGUGACCAAUACGUGGAGCGGACGCAGUGCACCCCAGAACGGUGUCAGCGCCGGCAAGAAGCGGCCCAUCAUCAAUGCGGAUACAUUUGCACCGCCCACAGCCACAGCCACAUCGACAUCCACAUCGCCAUCGCCCUCGCCAUUUGAGCGGGGCAGCAAGACACGAAACUCGCAGAUCCUCUACGACAACAACGGGCGACGCGUGCGCGGCGGCUGCUCGCUGACGACGUCGCCGGUGAAGAAUCAUGCCUCCUCGCCGCUGGCCCAGCAGCUGCUCGAGGCCGCGAGCAGUGCCAAGAACGAUGCACAGAUUCUGGAGAAGAUGAAGUCGCUGCUCUCGCGCUAUGCUGCCGGCAAUCAGCAGCAACAACAUCAGCAGCAGCAGCAGCAGCGGCCGGGCAAUGGCAAGAAGACGCCCGUCUACGAGGACUUCACAACGGCCUGGGUGCACAGCAAUGGCAAUUUGGAGCGUUCCGAGAGCUGCUCACCGCCGGCCAAGGCGCGCUCUAAGCGCAGCUCGGCUGCCUCCUCCUGUGGCAGCAACAAUUCAGCUGGCGCUGCCGCCGCCGCCGCCGCAGCAGCUGCUGUCAUCUCGCCACGUAGGGAGCGCGGCAUGUCCAAGAUUCCGGCACCAGUGCGUCACCAUACGGAGCUUUAUUAACGGCGCGCCAAGGCGGCAGCCAAGAACAGCCCGAUCACAGUGAAGCACGGGCGCUCUAGACCUUAAUUAAGCUAAUGGAAUUGUCCGUCUAUAUAUGUGUGUGUGUGUGGCUUGUUAGAUUGUAGCGAACGCAGCCGUUCCAAUAGACCUCAAUGCACACAUGCGCGAUACGUAUGCUGGCAAAGAACAUACUCGUCUCUCUAUAUACACAAGAAUACAGGAAUAGGAAGUGAAGUGAAAUGCAAAUGCAAAUGCAAAUGAAAAUGAAAACAAACUGCAACUGCCUCAUUAGAUCCCCAGGAACUCGGCUAAUCCAUGCACCAGUGCCAGCAGCAGUCAUAUCACAGAGAAGUCCUUAAGCUGUUUCUUCAUCUCCAGCAACUCUUUGCUACUCUGCACUCUUACCCUAACUCUCAACAUGUCAAGUGACUCGUUGUAAUCACUCGCUGCUUCGCAACUCUAAAAGUAACGAGUAGACGCUGCGCCUAAGAGCUGUAUAGCAGCACGAUAGAUCCGAACUCAAUGCUUCCACUCGCCACUCGUUGCAUUUCUAUCUAGCGAGUGACGACUCGUCGACUGCAUCACACUCAUUCUACUCAUCUGUCCAGCAAGUCAUCUGCUCGCUACUCGCUACUCGCUACUCUCUACUCGCUACUCGCUACUCGCCACUCGUUGCAUUUCUAUCAAGCGAGUAACGAGUAGAACUCAACUCUCGUGCCGAAGUUACUUAUGCCUGUGGCUCCAGCGCUCGCCCAACGAGUAGCACUCGCCACUCGCUACUCGCUAGUUUCAUAUUCAGUAAUUGCUUGUGGACUGCGUGCCGUACGAUGCGUCGAGAACCGAACAUUUACAAUCCAAAAUUGAGACUUUCAAACUACAAUUUUAACGUUUCCUCUUCUAUAUACGGAUAUACAUAUAUACGGUUUUUUUCGAAUAGAUCAUAAAGCUAAGAUAGUUUUUUUUUAUUGGCAUAAAAAUCUUAAGGAACUCUGAUGCAUUGCUCUCGUGAUAGAUAAAAAAAUACAAAAAAAAGCCACAUAGAAAGCGCAUAAUUUUCUAGAAGUUUUACGAUUAGUGUACGCACACACUCACACACACGCACGCACACACACAACAUGUUAAAGGAAAGAGAGAGAAAACAAUUUGUAUAUAGAAAAAAAAUGAAGAGAAAAUGAAGAACUUUUGCCUAGUUAAUUGGGUUUAUGUAAUAAAAGGUAACUAAUUAGGACUCAUUGUAGCAAGUGUGUAUGUGUGUGUGUAUGUGUGUGCGUGCUUAAUUAUUUCCAGCAUAGCCUUAAAAAGAAAAGAAAGAGGAAAAUUUAUUUUUAUACGCAAGCCAUCAAUGUGAAAAAGAAGGAAAAUUUAAGGAAAUUUUAAACAAACAAAAUAUACGAUUUUACACGACGAAGCGAGAUAACGUAAAGGUAUACACGAAUGACGAAAAUAACAGACAUAACAACAAAAUAAUAACAACAAUAAUAAUAGAGAAAAGUACAGUUGAGCAUUAGCUAGAAUUGUUAGAAGAGCAGUCGAAGAACCUAAUGAAUUUUGGUGCUUUACAUAGGUCAGGCAGACACCGAAGCUAAUUUCCAUAUUAUGCCCCAAAACAGAAUUAUAUAUAUAUUUACAAAUAUAUAUAUAUAUAUUUAAAGGUCACAAAAUGUUUUCGAAUUUUAAGUAUAAUGCUUCUUAUACUAUAUAAUCCACAUAUAUCUAAACCAUAUAACGAAACCCAUAACCGAACUAUGCAA